AUGGCUACAAGUUUCAGCUCCUCAAUCUCUACAAGUACAUCUUUCUUUCCUCAUUUUCACGUUGCUACAACAACAAGAUUCACUCUCCAGAAACCGGCUUCCAUUUUCAACGAUAGAAAAACUAAUCUCUCAUUCAGCCUACGAAGCCCCAUCCCUGCUCGCCUUGCUAUCUCUUGUGCAGUUAAGCAAGAGACAGUGGAGAAAGUGUCUGAGAUUGUGAAGAAGCAACUGUCGCUCGCCGAGGAUCAAAAUGUAACAGCCGGAACAAAAUUUACUGAACUUGGAGCUGAUUCUCUUGACACGGUGGAGAUAGUAAUGGUUUUGGAGGAAGAGUUUGGGAUAACAAUGGCUGAAGAAAGAGCGAAGGAGAUUGCAACAGUCCAACAAGCUACUGAACUCAUUGAAGAACUCGUCCAACAGAAAACCGCUUAA
Molecule: messenger RNA, 432 nt
Organism: Eruca vesicaria subsp. sativa (arugula)
Lineage: Eukaryota; Viridiplantae; Streptophyta; Magnoliopsida; Brassicales; Brassicaceae
Source: the annotation of a GenBank genome assembly